Messenger RNA from Ostreobium quekettii, 1278 nucleotides. The record is from the annotation of a GenBank genome assembly. Lineage: Eukaryota; Viridiplantae; Chlorophyta; Ulvophyceae; Bryopsidales; Ostreobiaceae.
AUGGCCUCAUGCUGUGGCCUCAUGCUGUGGACGAGACUCCCUGGACGGACAUCCAACAUAAUCCUUGCAAAACUGGAAGGCAACAACCCAGCAGGAUCUGUCAAAGACAGGCCUGCACUCUCCAUGAUACAGGAAGCAGAGCGGAAGGGGGUCAUCAAACCUGGGGACACACUAAUAGAAGCCACAAGCGGGAACACUGGCAUCGCUCUUGCAAUGGCAGCAGCGAUAAAAGGCUACAAGUUGAUCUUGAUCAUGCCAGCCAACAUGAGUGAAGAGCGCCGAGCAGCCAUGGCGGCUUAUGGGGCGGAACUGCUGUCAGUUCCACCAGGAGAAAUGGAAACUGCACGUGAUCUGGCAAAGGAGAUGGAAGCUGAGGGGAAGGGCAUCGUACUGGAUCAGUUUGGAAAUCUUGACAACCCUCUUGCACAUUUCACAUCGACAGGUCCAGAACUGUGGGAGCAGACCAAUGGGCAAAUCACGCAUUUGGUCAGCUCAAUGGGGACAACAGGAACCAUUAUGGGCACUUCAAGGUAUCUAAAGAGCAAAAAUCCGAAGAUCCAGCUAUGUGGAUUGCAGCCAAGCCAAGGUGCAAAAAUUCCUGGCAUUCGGAGGUGGCCAGAAGAGUAUCUUCCCAAAAUAUUUGACAGAAGUCGGGUGGAUCAGGUUAUUGACAUAUCGCAAAGAGAAGCAGAGGAAACAACACGUGCCCUCGCACGAAUGGAAGGGAUUUUCUGUGGGGUGUCGUCUGGCGGGGCUGUGUCAGCUGCUCUUCGUUUAUCGAGCGAAGUGGAGAAUGCUGUCAUCGCUGUGAUCAUCUGUGACAGAGGGGACAGAUACCUCUCAACAGGGAUAUUUUCACCCCAAGCAAUAGAAAAUGAUCCCAAGCCCUGCCCUGCGAAUGAGUUUCCAUCAGCAGUUGCCCGGCUGCCGGCAUACCCAGCUCCAAGAUAUGUCAUAUUCGUUGCUGAUCCUGACCCAGAAACUGGUGAGUCGUGGUGCGGAGACACAAACCGUGCGCUACCAAUUGCUAGGGAGCUGGUUCGUGAAGCAGGGGGCACGCUGUUGGAGGUCGCGGUGGGAUCUCGUCCAGUGUGGAAGGACGAGCACCACCCGUUCAGGCAUGAUCCUGAGCUGCAUCUGACAUGCGUCCCAACGAUGAUCCAUUGGCAGGAUGGGGCCCCUGGAGAACGCGUUGGUCCCGAAUUGGAGGCUGCCAAGACUUCCAGUCUGGUGGAGACCACUCUGCGGUCUUUCAUUUCAAGAACUGCCGGAAAAUGA